CUGAUUUCAUGGCUGCGCCCAUGUCGAAUGCCGACGAUUGACGAAAGAGUCUGACGUGUGCGGUAUAAUGAAUGUAAGUAAUGGCACAUGUUCCAUCGUAUCUAAAACCAAAGGGCCGUGGAAGAGGAAGGGGGAGCAACUUCAGUGCUACAAAUAACACCAAUAGUAGUUCUUUGGUACCGGGCAAAAAUGCAGAAAAACACAAGAAUGCAGAGGAGAAGUUUUUACAGGCCAGUACAGCUCACCAGCAGGCCAUCCAGCAACAUAUACAGCAGGAAGAGAAGGAAGAAGAGGAGGAAGACAUUGCUGAUGACAUCAUCAACACAGUGUUUAAAUCUUAUUCUUCUUUGUAUAGCAAUGAAGGGGACACUACUGGAGAACAGGGAACAGCUCAAGAAGACUUGGUACAUUCUUACCGCUCCAGCUCUUCUGCCUGUCUGAUCUGUAUUGAAACAAUUAAAAAGAAUGAUGCUAUCUGGAACUGUAGUGGUUGCUAUGCUAUGUUCCAUAUGCAGUGUAUUCAGAAGUGGGUGCGUGAAGGGAUAUAUCAGCAUGCCUACAAAUCACCAGAUGGACAAACUCCCAGCAAAGACAUUCCUUGGCACUGUCCUAAAUGUAGAACAGAGUACCAGCAAAAAGACUGCCCCUCUAAAUACUUAUGCUUUUGUGGAAAGGAAGUGAACCCCAAGUUUGACCCAUGGUUAGUACCUCAUUCCUGUGGACAGACUUGUGGCAGAAAUUUGAAGCCAGAGUGUGGACACACCUGUCUUUUGCUGUGUCAUCCAGGAGCCUGUCCUCCAUGCCCUAAGACCGUGACAGUAACCUGUCAUUGUGGUAAACAGAAACCUAAAGUGGUCAGGUGUAGUGCUAAACAAUGGUCAUGUGGAAAACCAUGUGGGAAAAAGCUGUCAUGUGGCCAUCACAACUGCCAGCUCCCUUGUCAUGCAGGCGAAUGUGCCCCUUGUCCUAAAACAAGCAAGCAGUCCUGUUAUUGUGGGAAAAAAGUCACUACACGGCCAUGUGCCAGCCCAGAUUGGAAGUGUGAUCAGCCUUGUGGCAAAACACUUUCCUGUGGAAACCACCUAUGUGAGAAGAUUUGUCACAAGGAGAGUUGUGGGCCUUGUCCAAGAUCUGGCCAACGAUUCUGUCCUUGUGGGAAAACAGAAUACAACCUGCCUUGUACAGAGGAUGUACCAACCUGUGGUGAUACUUGUGGUAAACUGUUGGAUUGUGGGAUGCAUACCUGUUCACAACGCUGUCACACUGGCAACUGUGGAUCUUGCCUACAAUUAGUAACAAAGAAAUGUCGAUGUGGACAGAAGCAAAAAGAGGUCUUAUGUUCAAAGCAAUAUCUGUGUGAAAUCAAGUGUACAGCGAUGAGGGACUGCAACAAACACCAGUGUAAGAGAAAGUGUUGUGAUGGAAACUGUCCUAGCUGUGAACAAGUUUGUGGAAAAUUGCUAAGCUGUAAAAACCACAAGUGUGCUAGUGGAUGUCAUAGAGGACCAUGUUAUCCUUGUCCAUUAACUGUACAGAUAACCUGCUUUUGUAAAGCAACUCGUAUCACAGUGCCAUGUGGGAAAGAAAAAGUCACUCGCCCACCUCGAUGUAACUACCCAUGCAGAAAAACCCCAAUCUGCCAUCACUCUAGUCAGAUCCCACACCGAUGUCAUUUUGGAGACUGUCCGCCAUGUCGAUUGGUUUGUGGGAAACAGCUGGAAGGAUGUCCUCACUCUUGUCCAGCCCAGUGUCACACAGCUGUUAAAAUGAUCAUCAGAGACAAUACUGUGAGAGCAGGCCCAUGGGAAGGUAGGCCAACCAUAAAGGAGGAAAUAGUGUGUAAGCCUUGCCCACCUUGUCAGUUUCCUAUCCCUGUACAAUGCCUGGGACUCCAUGAGAUUUCUAAUUUCCCAUGUUCAGAAGUUCGGAAAUACUCAUGUGGCAGAAAGUGUGGUCGCAAGUUGGAAUGUGGGAAUCACACCUGUUCUAAGGAGUGCCACCUGGUUACUAAUGCCCCAGACACUAUAAAAUGUGGAGAUAACUGUGAAGAAUGUGAGUUAAGUUGUCAAAAGCCCCGCCCUGAGGGCUGUACCCACACUUGCCCAGCUAUGAAGUGUCAUCCAGGCCCCUGCCCCCCUUGUCAGCAGAUGUUACGUAUGAGGUGCCACUGUCAGAUUAGUGUGCAGCACGUCAGCUGUGAUGAAUGGAUCAGGAAUGUAGAGAAAAGAGAAAGCUUGCAGUCUUGUGGUGGGGAGUGUCCCAAGCUGAUGCCGUGUGGACACCCAUGUGGAGCUGUAUGUCAUGCUGGGGAAUGUCCCAAUAUUGGAAAAUGUGAAAAGAAGGUCACAGUCCGCUGUAAAUGUCGCCGCAAGAAAAAGGACUUUCUGUGUAAAGAGGUCAAGGAUGGGAAAAAAUUGGACUGUGAUGACAUUUGUCAGCAAGAAAAGGAGCGUAAGAAAAAGCUGGAGGAAGAUAAAGAAAAACAGAAAAAAGAAGAGGAAAGGAAAAAGCAGCAAGCAGAAUUGGAAGAGUAUGAGAGAAAGAUGAAGGGACGAAAAAGACGUCAACACAAGGCUACAGAAGAAGAGGAGAAGCCAUCAUUUCUACAGAGACAUAGGAAGGUUGUCUUCCUCUCAGUUACUGUCGCUGUACUGGCCGUGUUUGCCUUCUACCUCAUCAGUCAGUAAAAUACACAAAACACUACUGCAAUGGAGCUUAAAAUAACAAUUCAAGGUUUUGUUUUUGUUAUUCAGCUGCUUUUUCUGUGAAUAAAUUGAAGAUGACAA
Molecule: messenger RNA, 2786 nt
Organism: Saccostrea echinata
Lineage: Eukaryota; Metazoa; Mollusca; Bivalvia; Ostreida; Ostreidae
Product: NF-X1-type zinc finger protein NFXL1-like
Exons: 19
Coding region: 81-2687 (868 amino acids)
Biological process (GO): regulation of DNA-templated transcription
Cellular component (GO): nucleus
Molecular function (GO): DNA-binding transcription factor activity, RNA polymerase II-specific; zinc ion binding; RNA polymerase II transcription regulatory region sequence-specific DNA binding
Source: RefSeq, a predicted model, not a curated record